UAAGAUUUACCCCAAACGUUAGAGACAAAAACUAUAUUUUACUCUAUUUUUAAAUUAUGUAAGCAACAAGCACGGGGCUAAGAGCCAUGUUACAUCAUAAUCAUUCUUUAAUUUUACCCCACAACACCACAACUUCUCAACUCAAAUAAUUUGGUACACGUAACUUAGCUUUUUCGUAUUGGAAAUUCGGAAGAACGCACCACCAUUCACCGCACUAACAAUGGAAGAGGUUGAUCAUCAAGAAUUCGUUCAAGAACCACAACACAGGCCAAGUCUCUCCACCAUUGAAGCACAAGGAAUUCCAGUCAUAGACCUCUCCCCUAUAACAUCAAACAACACUUCCCCUUCGGCCAUCGACGCGCUGACGAAGGAGAUCGGAAGCGCGUGCAAGGAAUGGGGAUUCUUCCAAGUAACAAACCACGGUGUGCCUCUCUCUCUGAAGCGGAACCUUCUGGAAGCUUCAAAGAAGUUCUUUUCUCAGAGCUUGGAAGAUAAGAAAAAAGUUAGUAGAGAUGAGAGUUCUCCGAGCGGUUACUAUGAGAGUGAGUAUACAAAGGAUGUUAGAGACUGGAAAGAAGUGUUUGAUUUCUUUGCCAAAGAACCUACUUUGUUCCCUGCCACUAUUGAUGAACAUAAUCAUCGAGUUGUUCAAUGGACUAAUAAAUAUCCUCACUAUCCCCCUGCCUUCAGAGAUAUAAUCCAAGAAUAUAUUGAAGAGAUGGAGAAGCUAGCCUACAAGUUGAUGGAGCUUAUAGCUAUGAGCUUAGGCCUUGAAGCUAAGAGAUUUGAGAGAUUUUUCAUUAGAGGACAAACCAGCUUUAUUCGCCUUAAUUAUCACCUUGCUCUUGGAGUUGGCCCACACAAGGAUGAAAGUGCUUUAACCAUUCUUGCUCAAGAUGAGGUUGAAGGACUUGAAGUGAAACGUAAGACAAACCAAGAGUGGAUUAGAGUGAAACCAAAGUCAAAUGAUUAUAUCAUCAACCUUGGUGACAUUAUUCAGGUGUGGAGCAAUGAUAGAUAUGAGAGUGUGGAACACAGAGCAAUGGUUAACUGUGAGAGUGAAAGGUUUUCAAUUCCAUAUUUCUUUUUCCCUGCACAUGACACCGAAGUGAAGCCAUUGGAGGAGCUGAUAAAUGACCAAAACCCUCCAAAAUAUAGGCCAUAUAAAUCCGGCAAAUUUCUUCUAUACCGAAUGAUCAACGAUUUCAAGAAACAAAAUAAGGACAACCUUCAAAUUCAUGAUUAUAAACUAGCUUAAAGCUAAGAUAUAAUAUAUAAGUAUGAAUCUAUUUGUAAUAAAAUAUGAAAACUUAUGUGUUACUAAUAAUAAAUAUAAAUUUAGUUAUUUAAA
Molecule: messenger RNA, 1351 nt
Organism: Arachis ipaensis
Lineage: Eukaryota; Viridiplantae; Streptophyta; Magnoliopsida; Fabales; Fabaceae
Product: fe(II)/2-oxoglutarate-dependent dioxygenase 4
Source: RefSeq, a predicted model, not a curated record